This is a messenger RNA of Oryzias melastigma (Indian medaka), 7703 nucleotides long. It is a transcript of the gene luzp1, whose product is annotated as leucine zipper protein 1. Lineage: Eukaryota; Metazoa; Chordata; Actinopteri; Beloniformes; Adrianichthyidae. The transcript is spliced from 8 exons. The coding region runs from base 1336 to 4728 and encodes 1130 amino acids. The record is from RefSeq and is a predicted model, not a curated record.
CUCUAAAAACUAACUGAGUGACAUUGCAGCUUCUAAGUACAAUUUUUUGAAAAAAAUUGAAAAUGUAAAAGUUUAAAGUACUAACUUUAGGUACAUUAAUAAAUGUUUUCAUUUGUGCUGUGGCGGCUGUGGAUUAGUGAUAGAGCGGUCAACCUCUGAUUGGAAGAUUGUGGGUUCGGUUCCUGCCUUGUCCGCCCAUGAAUCAAAGUGUCCUUGGUCAAGACACUGAACCUCACAUUCACAUUAUAGGUUGGCUCCAAUGAUAGGCUUUGGAGCUGCCAUCUUUGUGAAUGUAUGGGUAAAUGGUACUGUGGCUCUAAAGUGCUUUGGGCAUUCUAAGAAUGUAGUAAAGGGCUAUAAAAGUAUUGUCCAUUUAUCUUUUUGUUUUUUUUUUACCCCAUUCAGAGCUGACAUUCUCCAGGUUUGUCUUUUCUCCCUGUUUGAUAUGUUUUUAUUAUUAAUUCUGGAAGUUAACUGCAAUUCAUUUGGACUCAAGUAGUUUAACCGUCUGAGUCACCUGUUGAAGCCUCAACGUUCUGUAUUUUCCUGCUUUUGUUGGCAUUGAUGUUACAGAAGCCAUAAAUCCAAGGUCUUUAUCUUCUAUAUUUGAUGUAUUGUUGUAUCUGCGGUUGAACGUUGGUUUCCUUCUCAUGUUCUGGGAGCCAUUUCUGUCCAUUUUUAUUUUUUUGUCAAAGAUGUAUUUGAGGUUGUUGGUGUAUCCUGGUGGCUGCAGGUGAUAAAUCCUCUAAUGUGUAAUCGGUGGCCUGGCCAAACCAGCCACCUCACAUGGCUGGAGUUUGGACCUGGUUGGCUGAUGUGAGUCACUGUGACUGUUUUGCCUUUCUUCAGGCUGACUUAUACGAAAGCCUUCUGUUGUGUUUUGGUUUAAAAAAAGAAAAAAACAACUCAAACUGGUUUUUGGGAUGACCUUUAGAUUUUCAACACCUUGUGAAGGUGACCACCAUGCUGACUUAGGAAGAAAAGAAGAGAAAAAUGCAAAGAAAGGGCUUUGAAGGUCUGUGGUUUGGACGGGGAACCAUCAGGCAGAGGAUGGAGAGUCUGUGGAGAGGAACCUGACCUGAUUCAGAAUCUGAGAUGCAGCUUAAGAAAAAUGACAGACCUGUCUGCUAAACACCACUCUGAGGAAACUUUGAAGUCUUAAGGAGACGCCCAACAAGACCCACGGCCGAGAGACGGACAACCAAAGCGUUUCCUCGAAAGCCUUUGAGUCUUUUUAUCACUGCCACACAGAUGUGGAACCCCCAUCGCUCUGUCAUCAAGUAAUCCUGACACUAAAACAAACCCAAAUAGUACAUUGCAAAGAUCUUUGGAGCCAUGUCUGAUCACAAGGAAAUGACGCACCGCCACUUGAGGCACAAGCUACAGAGUCUCAGUCGUAGACUGGAUGAACUGGAAGAAGCAACCAACAAACUGCAGAAGUCUGAGGAUGAAUUGCUUGACCUCCAGGACAAAAUCAUCCAGGCAGAGGGCAGCAACUCUUCACUUCUUGGGGAUGUGGAGGGUUUGAGGAAACGUCUCCUGAAGAUCCAGGGUAAAGAUGAGGAAGUACGCAAAGCUGAAGACCUUUGUCGCACAGUGCGAGAAAAACUGGAAGAGGAGGAGAGCCUCACCAAGGAACUGAAGGCAGAGAUUGAGCGUCUUCAGCGGAGGAUGGCCGAGCUAGAGAAACUGGAAGAGGCUUUUGCUAAGAGCAAGUCUGACUGCAGCCAACUCUGCCUGAGCCUCAACGAGGAAAAGAACUUGACUAAGAAGCUCUCGUCUGAAUUGGAAACCCUCAAAACACGUUUGAAGGAGGUAGAGGGGUCUGAGACCAAGUUGGAUAAAGCAGAGCAGGCGUUGGCAGCAGAACUCGAGAAAAUCAAAGGAUUCACUCAGGCCUUUGUGACCGAGCGCAAGAAACUGUUGGAGAAGCAGAAAGAGGAUGAAAUCAUCAUUCUAAAGCUGACAGAAAAACUGGACCAGCAGAAGAACCGCAUCGGCGUGUCAACAGAUGCUGGUCGUGCAGAUUUCAUGAGGUCAAGAAUUGAGGAUGAGCUGUCAUCCACAGGGCUCUUCACCAGUAAGCUGGCCGGAUGUAAAAAGAGCCUCGACUACUUUAAACUUGCAGAUGAGAACAGUGGUAUUGUGAACAAAUUAGAGAAUGAAAAGAACAGCAGUGUGGAAGGUUCAAAAGAGGAGGACAACAAGGUGAAGGAGCUGACGCAGGAGGUGGAGAGGCUAAAGAACCGUCUCAAACAGUUGGAAAUAGUUGAAGAGGAUUUGAAGAACUCAGAGUCCAUGAAUGGAGAACUCCAUGAAAAGUUCCAGACGGAACAAAAUCGAGCUCGGCAAUUGAACGAACAGUUAGAACAACUGAGGGCGCAGCUCUCGGGGAAAGGUGGAAAAGGAGGAAAUGGAGUAAGUAGUUUGGAUAAAUAUAGCAGUGAAAAAUCCAAAGCCUGCCCACACAGUCCUGCCAAGGUUCUAGCGAAUGGGAAAGCUGAGAACGAGGAGAUCCUUGCAAAAGGAGCUUUCAGGCAAGAGAAGCCCAAGUUUAGAAGCGCAGCUGCUGUUUCAGAACCAAGUUCCCCCAGCCGCAAGAACAGGGAGCUCUCUCCGCAGCACAGAAGAGAAACCAAACUAAGGAGCAAAGAGCUCAGCUAUUCUGACGAGGGUUCUCCAAAGUCUGCAAGGAGAGCUCUUAGUCCUGCCCACAAGUUCCGAAGGACGCCUAAAACCCAAGCUGCUCUGAUGUCAUCUGAUAAUGGACUAAGGGACACAUCAAGAGUUUCCGAGGAAAAGACCAGGGGUGCCACAUACAGUUCAGUGAAUACAACUUCUACUGAAAUGAAAAAGGUGUCCGUUCUUAGCCGUUACCCACCAGCAGCAAAUGACCAGAAGCCACUGAGGACGGCCCUUAAACAGGCUGAUGGGCAGAUUAAAAAGAGCAAAGGAAAGUUUUCAAACCUGAGUGUUGGUAGUGACAGCGAAUCAAACAACUCCGAUGUGCCGCCUGAAAUGUCCAGUACCAUAAACAGUGGUUCUCUGUUUGAGAAAGAAACGGCCUCUGCUUCUGACCACGAGUCUGUUGACCAGGUUCAAGAAAUUGUCUCUGGAUCUAUUGGUUCAGCCAAGACGAAUGGAUCGUACAUAGCUUACAGAUCCCACCUCACUCCACUGCUGCCCAAUGACCAGGGCUCAGAGGGUCAUUCUUCUGCUUCUGAAACCGAAUCCACAGGUUCAAGGCCUUCAGAACCAGAACCCAUCUCUGAUGUUGCUACAGCUGUAACCAGUAGGAAUGCAGCCUCCAAAUAUACCAAAUAUCCCCAUGUUCACGACUCGAAUUCCGAGGGCUCUUCCUCUCGGAGUUCAUUUGAUGAGGAGAUGCACAGCAGGACUCAGUAUCCGGAUGGGGGCCAUCAGGGACCUACGCAUCCCCCCUCUGUGAUCGAGAUCCAGAGGGUGUAUAGCCCAAGAGAAGCUCUUAGGUCAAAGGCGGUCAUCAAGCCCGCCAUCACGGAGAUUGACAGGAAGGAAUUGAUGAUUUCUGAGCCUUUGUCUACAAACAGCAAACCCAAGAUCUCCACCAAGCCAGUUGUGAUGAGCACAUCCAGUAAAAUGACCAGCAGUAUAACCUUCUACCCUAACGACCCAAGCUCCUCCAGAACCAGCAGUCGUAGUAGCAGUGUGUCCAGUGAACCGAUGCCCCUCAAGGAGCGCCACACGUCUACCAGCAACAUCCUCAUAGGUCCCAGUCUUGACCACCAUGGCAGUAUUUCCAUCCCCUAUGAGAUCUCCAUACCCAAAAGUGAGAUCACCAUGCGGUCUUUCCAGGACCAGGACUUCAACCACGGUGAUAACUCAAGGUCCAAGCUCUACAAAGCUUCCAUGGUGGAGCCCUCCUCCUCCAGCAGCCUGCGCAGCAGCCUCAGCGCUCAGCCCACAGACACCACGUCUGCAGACGUCAAUGAUUCAGAGUCCGGUUUUGAGAGCAGCAGUAGUACGACUACAGUCACCAGCUGGAGAAGCCAAAGACAAAACCAGUACUCUCCAGAAGACGGCAUACCAGACACGAAGAAUGUGACUGUGAGAAGCACCUGGAGGAACAAGGGCGCCACGACAGGAAACGAGGCAAAAAGCAAAAGAGGACUGUUAGAUAACGGGUCUGAAGAUGAAGCAGAGGCUUCAACAACAUGGAGGGCAUACCGCGCAACGACAUUUGACGUCGACGAAAGCGUAAACAGCGGAGCAGCGGCUGGUUUAACAGCACAGAAGGUAACCAAGCCAUCACCUGCAGAGGUGUACAUGCGCAGAAUCAACAGUGUUGCUACAAACACUAAAGAAGCAGAGGAACCGGCUCUUCGGCGAGCCAGGAGCUCUCAGUCUCCCACUAUGGAAACUGGAGGCUUGGGAAGGACGGUACCGCACGCACCUGUGACCUCUCAGUCCUGGAGUCGGUCAUACUCCCAACAAACCCCCAGCACAUACAACCCAGACCCCAGUCCAAACCCGAGCCACAGCCCGGCCUCGUGGAGACGACCGCUCCCCACCAGCGACUCGCAACACGCGGGGGCUUCAAACGACCGGCUGACCAAGGCCGCAGGAGCCUCCUCCAGAGCAGGGGCGGAGCCAUGGUCCGGCCGAUGGCAAGGGUCGGGGGGCAGAACCGAGGGGAGGACGGGAGCGGGAAGCCGACAGUGGAACCACCGUCAGUCUGAGCAUCACUAGAGGAGGCGCCCUAAAGGUCUCUAAAUGGCACACGGAGGAGCAAACGGCGGUCUACCACCCACCCCUGUCCACGUGUAACUCCACCAUCUCCAGAUUCCUCAGCGAGGACGAAGAAGAAACAGCAGCCGACCGACUGCCUCUUGGUGCUCGCCGUAACCCCGGAAAGCCUGCGCGUCCUCUUCUGCUUCCCGCACUGGAUGUAUUUUUCAUGUAACCUCAAAGCUUGACAAGGGAGAGGCUGGCAUGCUGGGGAACACUGGAGAUUUUCCUGCGUGCCAGAAAAGACAUUCUAAUGGAUUUUCAGGAAGAAAGACUUCAAAUGCCUUUAGAACCAUUACCCAAACCUCAGUGGGGCUGAAUGUUUGACUUUUUGGAGGAAUUUUCAUCCUCUCUCGGUUUUCACUUAAUAAGAGUCGAGUUCUGGAGGCCAGAAUCAUCACCACAAACCAGGAGAUCUUUUCUUUAACUGUGACCAAAAACAGGAAGCAAAUUACCCUCAUUGUCUCUCUUUAAUGUUUUAGGUUCAAACGGACAUCUUAUCUGGCGCGUUUGUCCUUGAAUCGGCAUGCAGACGUGUCCAAGUUCACUUUCUGCAUGUUUUUAAUCAAUAAAAAAAAAGCUUGCGACUCGGCAUGUAAUCUGGAUUUUCAGAACACAGUAUUUCCGAUAAACUGGGACCUUAUUUGGGGGGACCUCGCUUUUGGUUUACGGUAAUUUGCUUCCUGUUCGUUUCAUUUCUUGGCAUUUGAAGUGAAAACAUUUGAGGUGGCGGUGGAGGGUCUACGUCAUCUCAAACCAGGAUCGGGAUGAGGUCGUGACGGCAAACCGAGUAUUAGGAGAUUCACAGACCUCCAGGAUCUCCAGACUGGAUUCGCAGUGCGAAUCGUCCCAGAUCUUUUUUUUUUUUUUUUUUUUUUUUAUCACAGAAAAACGUGCAGCCACUGGCCAGUGUUAGGAACAGGCUUUUUUUUUUAUUUUUAUUGUGUGUCUGAACUUUCUCUUACAAGCUUCCUGCAGGGUUUUAGGAUGGGCCUUCUACAUAGACUGUAACCCUAGAAGGACAUUACUGAAUGUUGUUGGAGAAAACCGGAUUUUCAAGUGGAAAUGUGGGAUUCCUCACCUCUGCCUUCGCCCGCCCAGCCCUGCUACCUCCUGUUAGCCUCCCAUACAUGCGACAGAGUCCGGAGCUCAGCCUGUUACCAGAGGACUGUAUGCAAUCAACGGAAAUGCAGAAGAAUGCACACCUCCACCUAGAAAUGCUUCAAUGUUUACCUACAUUAUGUUCAUCUGUGCCUUAAAUCCAGGAAGAGAUUGUCAGAAAAAACGAAUUUUGGUUUUAUUUUUUCUCUCUAAGCAAGUAUUUUUGUAUUUUGGCUUCAUGACAGAGAAGAACAGACAUCCAGAGUCCGAGCGUGUUAUCCCUGCUUCUGUUUUUCUUGAAUUCUUAUCUCUCAGUCUGCUCUCUAACUCCAGCGCCGGACGCCGUCGGCUCAAAGAAACGUUUUAUUUAAGGCCAGAGGCCCGUCACCGGAGCCUGACGUACAGCUCCCCGGGUAGCUGAAAGGUCAGAGAUCAGGCUGCAUCUAAUCCCGUCUCCGCAGCUCGACUUGGUGCUUCUAAAUACGGGAGGUGGGACGGACGGCGGACAGCUUGGCAGGGACGACUGCUUUGUGGUUAAUUAAAACGCACUCCAGAGGCUCACGCGGCGUUUGGGGCGUUCGGCUCCCUAUAAAGUCGCCGAUCACCUGCUUCCUUCCAUCCAAACGGCCGUGAAGCCCCUUUACCUCCUCUUGAACCGUCUUUCGUGCUCUUUCUUGAAAAGAGCGAUUAAAACGGGAGAGUCGACCUGUCGGAAACUGUAGGUUUUACGGCUCAAGGGAGGGUUUCCUCUUUUUUUUUUUUUUUUUCUUUAAGCAAAAGGGCAAAGUUGAAACUCCAUCCUCUGCUCUGCUUCCUCUUCCUUACAAGGCCCACAUGUACGCAAACUCUCCCGUCCCGAACACGCCAUCCUUCAUGCUUUCAGUUGAGGUUGGAUGGUUUCGAAAAUGGAGACGAUCAAGAAAAACGUUAUGAUUGAGACUAAAAAGUCACCGUCGCGGACUGAAUCAAACUUUUCGGCAUCUGCACUUAACCAGCACUUAAUAAGAAGUGAAUUUCCCCGCCCCAUGUCCCAGAACUGUACAGUUUUUAACCGUUUUGUGCUGAAUGUAUUAAAAUUGGAGUAUUUAAAAAGUCAUUUUAAGGAAAUAUGUUUUAACAGAAACCGUGAAACCAUCCCCUCUCAUCUAUUGUUGUGCCAAAUCAUUCCACACUCUGUUCUAACACCCCCCCCCACCGUUGUAGAUACCCUCAUGAUAUAAAAAAAGAGGAAAUUUUACAUUUUAGGGCCUUUUUUUCCACUCGUGUAUGUUUUUGUUAAACAAAAGAUCUUAUUUUGAAAUCUAUAUUGGAUAGAUUUUAUUUAAAGAAACUUGUAAUUUUGUAAAAUGGGCCUUUUGUUAUUGAUAUAUAUUAAAUAUUUGUCCAUCUCGUUUUUAAAAGUAAAAAAAAUAUUGCUUUUUUUUGACAAAGUUGGUGGUCUCUGUUUCUACACUCCUGGAGAGUUUAUUUUUCUGCAUUUUGUGUUUAAUAGUUUGGAGAUUUUACACAAACCUGCACGUGAAAGAGGGGUUAUCAUCAGUCAUUAAAUGGAAUUUUUGCUGUUCUUUCAGCUUUGUAAGCUUUUACCUAUAUAAGUAAAGCAGGUGGUAAACAAAAAUCAAUCAUAAGCAGAGGUGUCAAACAUUAAAAAUGUAGAUUUCAAGGUUGGAUCUCAUGUCACAAAAGUCAGGAUUUUUCUUUUCUUUUCAAUGUUAGGCUUGUGCAUGUUUUAACAUUACUGUGGCAAUCUGCAUGUAGGUCUCCUGAUGCUGCCAACUGUACAGCAAGUCCAUAUGUAUUCCAAUAAAAAUAAAAAAAGCAAAUUAUCUGUAACA